CGACCCGGCCCUCUCCAGCUAAGUUUUUGCAACUCACUCGUGAAACUGAAUUUUCUCAAUCCCAUAAUCGCACAUACGAUGCAAGAUUGGCACCUUCAUUUAUGUUGGAUCAAAAAAAUUGUGUCAUUAAGGCUUGGUUUUUAUGGCAGAGUUUUCAAUGGAAGGAGAAAAGGUAGGACUUCUCUUAGUAACUUUUCUUUGCUUGAGUUAUGCAUAUGAGGUCUCAGUAUCUUGUAUGAUGGCCUAUGAUGAGGGUGGUGCUUCAGCAGUUUUCAACUCGCCUGAAUGUCAUCGGUGGGAUUUUUCUACUGCUAUUAAAAAUGGAACAGAUAAUUGCCUCAUAGCUACACAUCAGGGGCGUAGGAAAUACCAAGAAGAUCGUAUUACAUGUUAUCCUCGUGUUACUGUUCCUGUUUUAGGUGAAGAUGGUGUGGAAGAAGCUAGUGUGGGUAUUGCGGCAGUGUUUGAUGGACAUGGAGGCAAGGAAGCAAGUGAGAUGGCUUCUCAGAAAUUAAUUGAUUACUUUCUAUUGCACGUUGUUUUCAACACAUACAAGAAUCUCUUUUCACACAGUAAAGAGCAUGAAGAACCAGGUCAAAAUAGCUUGAAAUUCAAAGUUGAUGAUGAGUCGACACUUGGAAUUCUAGAGAAAGCCCUCUUGAGAACAAUCCAAGACAUAGAUUCAGAGUUUACCCAGGAAGCUUUGAAGAAUGACUACAUUUCUGGAUCAACUGCAAUAGUUGUUCUUUGGAUGAAUGGGCAGAUAUUAGUUGGUAACCUGGGUGAUUCAAAAGCACUCGUAUGCUCGAGGAAAACUCAUUUUGAUCAGGAAAAUGAAGGUGAUUUGGUCACAACACUUCAAGCUAAGGAACUAACAAUGGAUCACCAUCCUGAUAGGGAUGAUGAAAAGGCUAGAAUUGAAGCAGCUGGAGGGGUUGUCCUUGUCGUUGGCGUGCCUCGUGUCAAUGGCAUAUUGGCUGUCUCGCGGUCUAUUGGUGAUAUUCGUUUGAAAAGAUAUGGAGUUAUUGCUGAACCAGAGAUCACGGGUUGGAGACGUUUGUCUAUUGAAGAUUGGUAUGUAGUGAUAGGAUCCGAUGGCAUAUUUGAAAGAAUGAGUCCCCAGGAUGUGUGUGAUAUUUUGCUCGAUAAUAAGGAUUCGUCCUCCUCUUUAGCAGAUUGCAUUGUCCACAAUGCAUUUAGGAAAGGUAGUGGCGAUAACUUAUCUGUUAUUGUGAUUCCAUUGAGACAAGAGUCCCCCCCUUCACUGGAACACAAACAGCAGAUAUAAAAAUUCCAUUGCCGGGAAUCGAACCCGGGUCUCCUGGGUGAAAGCCAGAUAUCCUAACCGCUGGACGACAAUGGAGCUGAUUGUUGAACUUGUGCGUAAGUAUCAAUAAGUAGUUAAAUGAGAAGAGAGUAAUUUCAUAGUGAUUGAACAUAUAUUCCUAAAUGAAAAAUUAAUCUACAUGAUUAUAGAUACUAUGACUUUCUUAUUUUGAACUCGUCGGUGUAAAAAUGAAAAGAGAAGACGAAUCAAUCAUAUAUUAUUGAUCAUCAUAAUUA
Molecule: messenger RNA, 1563 nt
Organism: Solanum pennellii
Lineage: Eukaryota; Viridiplantae; Streptophyta; Magnoliopsida; Solanales; Solanaceae
Product: probable protein phosphatase 2C 51
Exons: 7
Coding region: 143-1288 (381 amino acids)
Biological process (GO): protein dephosphorylation
Cellular component (GO): cytosol; nucleus
Molecular function (GO): cation binding; protein serine/threonine phosphatase activity
Source: RefSeq, a predicted model, not a curated record